AUGUUCAAGGGCGGGCAGAAGAAGGACAAUGCCCUGGAUCUCAGCAAGCUGGUGGACAAGACUGUCCGUGUAAAGCUCGCUGGGGGACGUGAAGUGGAAGGAGUACUCAAAGGGUUCGACCAGCUGCUGAAUUUGGUGCUCGAUGAAUCCACUGAGUUCCUGCGAGAUGCUGAAGACCCACUGCGCGUAACAGACGAGACACGGACACUGGGCCUGGUGGUGUGUCGUGGGACGAGUGUGACGCUGGUGGCGCCAACUGCCGGCACCGAGGAGAUCGCCAACCCCUUCAUCCAGCCAGAGGAGGAGGCAUGA
Molecule: messenger RNA, 312 nt
Organism: Auxenochlorella protothecoides
Lineage: Eukaryota; Viridiplantae; Chlorophyta; Trebouxiophyceae; Chlorellales; Chlorellaceae
Product: U6 snRNA-associated Sm-like protein LSm7
Exons: 3
Coding region: 1-312 (103 amino acids)
Biological process (GO): mRNA splicing, via spliceosome; nuclear-transcribed mRNA catabolic process
Cellular component (GO): catalytic step 2 spliceosome; U12-type spliceosomal complex; U6 snRNP
Molecular function (GO): RNA binding
Source: RefSeq, a predicted model, not a curated record